Aspergillus ochraceoroseus IBT 24754 is the source of this 435-nucleotide messenger RNA. RefSeq lists its product as uncharacterized. The coding region runs from base 1 to 435 and encodes 144 amino acids. The transcript has 2 exons. The record is from RefSeq and is a predicted model, not a curated record. Lineage: Eukaryota; Fungi; Ascomycota; Eurotiomycetes; Eurotiales; Aspergillaceae.
AUGAACAUGCAAGCGGUUCGCGCACAAAUGCGAACCAGGGAAGUUUCUGAGCGGAAGCAGGUUGGAGAUGCGGAAAGCCUGCUCAACGUGGAAAACUCGCGGAGGCUUCCCCCGGUCGUUUGCCCAAUUUUGAAAGUGCUAGAAGUUGCCGUGUCGCAAUAUACACCAGCUGAGGGUGGUCAUCAUACCCGCCCAGCAUGUCGCGCGUUUGAUGCGAAGGUGCAUAUUCAACCUACCAUACUAGGACAUUUUUGGCUUUUUUCUGCUAUACGUCCCUCGAAGAUGUUACGGCAUUCAAUUGGCUUUCGUCGACAUUGCAUAAACGAUAGGGAUUGGAAGGCCGUUAGCUAUGUGCUGUUUAUGACCUGGUCUGCAAGAUACCCUUUUGGUAACAUUCUAAGAGACGCGGAAGCCCAUUUAUGGAGGUUCAGGUAA